AUGAAAUUAGAAAGUUGGUUGAAAGAGACAUCUAUACCAGUAGAUCAGCUUUUACAACGUAAAAAAAUAGACCUUAAUGUAUUUCGAGUUGAAGGAGAUGAAGAUGAAAUUGAAGAAGUUCCAAUUGAUCCAGAAAAUUAUUAUUCAAAAGCAUUUUUAGCAUCUCAAAGUUCGAUUUUUAUAAGAAAGAAAGGAAGAUUUUUAAGUAAAAUUUUAUGGAGAAUAGUCUACAAAAAUAUUCUUGAACUUAUUCCUGUUGAAACAUGUGAUCUGGACAUUUUUUCGGGGGUAAACUUAUGUAUUUUUUUUCCAUCGAGUAUUAAGUCAUAUGGCAUUGUUUUUAUAGAUGAAGAGGAUGUGGAUGAAUUUAAAGUGCAUGUUUUGACCCAGCAGAAUUUCUUUUAUACUCUUCGUUUUACAUCGGCACAUUUUAAUGGACAAUGUAGAUUUAUUGAGAAUACAUUUGAUUGGUGUUUUGUAUAUCGGUCGUGCUAUUUUGAUGUUAGAAUGCCUCAUUUUUUUGUAUCUAUUACAUCAAGGAAGGUAGUUUUUGCUUUGAAAGAUGGAGGUCUUCUUAUGUUUGAACAAAAUGAUCAAAAUGAAUAUAUAGAAAUUCCUUUUAGUGAUGGAAACUAUCUUUCUUCUUUUAAAGGAAUGUUUUUAUGGGGAAUAUCUAAAAAUGAUAAAUUAUCUUCUAAUUUAAUUAUUUCUAUGGAUGUAUCUCUUAUGUAUUCUCUUCUUUUUACAAUUAGUUUGGAUGGAAAAUUAAAAGUAUGGUCUUUAGACCGAAGAAGUCUUUUAAAAACAUAUAAUGCAUGGAGUGAUCAAAAAAUAUUUGAUCCACAACCAAGAUGUUUAAUUUCAAUUUUAGAGAAACCUUCAUUUCAAGGAUAUAAAUUUUAUUUAUUAACAUUUACUUCACUUAUAGAAUCAGGAUUUAUUUUGUGGGGAGGGACUCAUUCUGAAACAACAUUUACUGGUUUAAUUAGUCUAACUUCUCAUACACAUUUACAGAUGCGUUUACGUCCUCCAACUAACAAUUCCGUAUGGGUGGUUCUGAAGUUUACUAUUUCUAGUAAAUUUGCUAAAGAUGAAAAUGAUUUGCAAAAUAAUACAAAAUCUGGAUUAGUCAUUUGGGUUCUAUGGAAAAGUAAUACAAGUUCUAUUAUUCAGUACAUGAUAAUUGAUCCUCUUAAUCCAACAUUCACAAAUGAAGAAUGGAAUAUAUUAAUUCCUGCACACAAGUUUUUAUCAAAAAAGAUAUCUCCAUCAGUUAUUUUUGAAACAAGUCCUUAUGAUGUAUCAGAAUAUUGGUAUCGAAAAAUUUCAACACCUGGACAAUUUUCUUUAGUAACAAUAAGAACAGCAUUGGAAAUAUAUCAGUAUAAAAAUCAUUCGAAAAAUUAUAGAUAUAACAAUAGAAGAAAUGUAUCUUUUAAUUCUCUACAAGAAAUGAAAGACUCAGUAUAUAAAGAAAUAAAUAUGAUCAUUACUCUUCAGCGUGAUCCUUAUAAUGGGUUAUUACUUUUUGAUAAAUAUAGACAAGAACUUAAUGCUGAAUGGAUUCGAUUUUUACGAUUAUGUACAGAACUUGAAGAAUUAGGUUCUGAGCCUCUUGAUCUUAUUUGUGAUUCAACAACAAAUUGUGUUUUUGUUGUAAAAGCAAAUUCUGUUGGAAUAAUAAAUAAAUGUAUUUCUUCAGAAGUUAUAUAUUAUCAUUGUUUAAAUAAAAAAAGAGAUGAUCCUAGAUUUCAAAAAUGGUGUAGUUCAAAAGGCAAUUUAAUAUAUUCUCAUAUUGGGAAUGAUACAACACGUUUUGAUAUAGCACAAUUAUUUUUCAUUAGCAACAAAUUUUUGGAUGAUUUUUCUGAUAUACAAAUGUUAUUUAUUAAACAAGUAUUAGAAGAAGAAAUUAAACAGAAACAUUCGUUUUCUAUUGGAGAUAGAAUUUGGAUUCUUUCUGAUAGAAUAUUUGCUCAACAAAUCGAGGCAUCUAAAAUAGAUGAUAUUAAUAUGAUUUUUAAUGAUAUUUCAGAUCCUAUACUUGCAAUGACAAUAUUGCUUAGAUGUCUAAUUAACGACAAAUGUUUCCAGUUAAAUAUUUAUGUAAAACAAAGAUCAGCAUUAAGCUUAAAUAUGGUAACUUUAUCAAUUCAUCAAGCUACAUAUAUAUAUUAUGAUAUUUUACUACGAAUGUUAUUAAUUUUAGUUUUUAUUGGAUGUUAUAAUAAUAAUAUGCAAAAGCUUACUGGCUUUUACCAAUUAUUUAAUGACUAUCUCAGCGAAUUUAGAGAAUGUUGUUGUAUUCGUGAAUGUUGCUCACAUCUUUUAAAUAAAAUAGAUGAGACACUUAUAUCAAAUAAUAUAAGUAAUCAAUAUCAUGAUAUAAAAACAGUCAACAAAAGUAUUGAAAGACUUUAUGGAUUCGAAUCAACAUUAAGAUUCUUUUUACGUGAAUUUUAUAUUUUUAAAGAACUAAAGAUCAAUGAAAUGGAAGAGCUUAUUCAUAGUUCUCGUGUUUUAGGCAUAUUUAAAGACGGUUAUGAAAUGUCUUUUUGUACUGCAGCAUUAUUAUUUCAGUUUAAAUACUUAUCAGAAGCGAUGGAAAUUGUAUCUUGGAUAUCAUUUAUGCCUCUUGGUAUCUAUUUAAAAGCAAGAAUAUUUUUAGGUUUAAGAAUGUUAGAAAAAUCUUCAGCGCUUUUUAAAAAAGCAUCAGUUGGAAUAUGUACAUAUAUAACUCAUGCAACUGAUAUUAUUUUGAAUGUUUUAAAAAGUUUCGGGAUUUCAUUUAUUUCUAACGAUUUAUAUUUAUAUUUUAUACAUGUAGCAGAUAUUUAUUACCAGGAUGCAUUAUAUCUUUAUUCGGCAGAAUUUUAUGAAGAAGCUAGAAAAGUAGGAUUAGAAAAGUUGAAUUCUACUGAGAAAGAAGAUCUUUAUAGUAAAAUGUUUCAAGCAUAUAUUGACGCUAAAAUGUAUGAUAAUGCAUAUUUGACCCUUUUACAACUUCAAUCUUAUGAGAAUAAAUGUGAUUCACUCUACAAAUUAGUUGAUAUGAUGUGUGGAGAAAAUCUUUCUGAAAGACUUUGUGAAUAUUCUUUUCUUGGAUUGAGUGAUGAAUUUGAUUCAAUUUUAUAUUUUAGAGCCCAAAAUAUGAUAGACGUUAGAACUAGUCCAUGUUAUCAUAAAAUAUUAUAUUCAUGGAGAGUAAAACAAGGAAAUUUUCAAGGAGCGGCGUCUAUUAUGUAUCAUCGAUUACAAAAACUAAGAAGUAGUUCUUUAAUCAAAGGUGCGGGAAAUCAAGAGCAAAUUGAUAUUGUUGAAGGAUAUCUUGCUCUUCUUUCUGCAUUAUCUUGUGUUGAUGCGAGUAAUUCAUGGAUUCUUUACCCAGAUAUUAAAUCAACUUACCAUUCUGAUAAGAAAAUAAAAUACUCUCAUUCUGAAAAAGAUGAAAUAAAACAAAGACAGAUCUUAGAUAUAACUGCAAUUAGAAAAGAAUAUACGCAGGAAUUAAAGCGUAUGCAAUUUAUGCUCGACAGUAUUUAA
Molecule: messenger RNA, 3543 nt
Organism: Pneumocystis jirovecii RU7
Lineage: Eukaryota; Fungi; Ascomycota; Pneumocystomycetes; Pneumocystales; Pneumocystaceae
Exons: 7
Coding region: 1-3543 (1180 amino acids)
Cellular component (GO): nuclear pore
Molecular function (GO): structural constituent of nuclear pore
Source: RefSeq, a predicted model, not a curated record